Nicrophorus vespilloides is the source of this 303-nucleotide messenger RNA. RefSeq names its product larval cuticle protein LCP-17-like. Gene Ontology annotation, cellular component: chitin-based extracellular matrix. The coding region runs from base 1 to 303 and encodes 100 amino acids. The record is from RefSeq and is a predicted model, not a curated record. Gene Ontology annotation, molecular function: structural constituent of chitin-based larval cuticle. The transcript has 2 exons. NCBI's taxonomy places the organism in Eukaryota, Metazoa, Arthropoda, Insecta, Coleoptera, Silphidae.
AUGACUUUAACUGAUAUCAUUUUGACGUAUGAAACUUCUAAUGGUAUCUUCGCUCAAGAGCAAGGAGAAAUUCAUCAGGUCAGCCAGGAUCAAGUAGUUAAGACUGCUCAAGGCUCAUUCCAAUACACCUCUCCUGAAGGACAACCCAUCAGCAUCUCCUACGUUGCCGAUGAGAACGGUUUCCAACCACAAGGAGAUUUGCCAACUCCACCACCAGUCCCAGCUGCCAUUCAAAAGGCCAUCGACUACAUCCUUGCCCAUCCUUGCCCAUCCGCAACCACAGCAACCACAUCAUUAAUUUAA